Molecule: messenger RNA, 2036 nt
Organism: Pelodiscus sinensis (Chinese soft-shelled turtle)
Lineage: Eukaryota; Metazoa; Chordata; Testudines; Trionychidae
Gene: TM7SF3
Product: transmembrane 7 superfamily member 3
Biological process (GO): negative regulation of programmed cell death
Cellular component (GO): plasma membrane
Source: RefSeq, a predicted model, not a curated record
GAGCGGAGGCGCGGCCGGCUCCGGCCGGCGUUAGGGCGCGCGGGGGCUGCGAUGAGGGGCUCGCCCGGCUCAGAGCCGCCCGCGCCGCGCAGGGAGCGUCUCGCGAGCUUGUGCGGCUCCUUCCCCCGCCCCAGCCCGGGCGCGGCGGGGGGGGUUUUCCAGGCGCAAUGUGGCUCCCGCGCUUCCUCCCCGGCACCUUGCUGAUCUUGGGGCUCGUGGGCGGGCGGGGAGCCCUGGUCGCCUCCAGCACGGGUCUUCUUGAACUCUCUUUGGGCAAGUUCAGAAAUGUGCUACUUAACAAGACCAUCCAAGUGGAAGCUGUAAUAAGGAAUAUUGCAAGCACUGCGUCUGUCAUUAUUUUUCAAGUACAUUCCCACCAAAAAAAUAUAACCAUCUCUUUUAAUAAGAAUCUCUUUGCAAACAGCUCAGGAACUGGAGUAGAUGAAGGGUUAGUUUCCAUCCUUCGGCCUCAGCAGAAUGUGUGCACAUGGUACCUGCAGUCUCUGGAUGCCAGCCAAGUGUUAGGCACAGCUGUUUCUUUUGCUUAUACUGAGAGAGAUCCUAUCCCUGGAGGCUGCAAUCUGGAAUUUAACUUGGAAGUUGAUCCCAAUAUUUAUUUAGAGUAUAACUUAAUUGACACACGCAUCAAAUUUGCUCCUGCAAACUUGGGAUAUGCCAGAGGUGCCAACCCUCCCUCGUGUGAUUCAGAUACGGGCCAGAACUCUAGAUGGCGACUACGCUAUGACAUCUAUCAGUAUUUCUUACCAGAGAAUGAUCUCUCAGAAACUGUACUCCUGAGCCACCUGCGAAAGAUGUCUGAGGUGCAGAGCAUCAGAGCCAAUGGCAUUCGACUGGUUUCCUUAACAACUGAGGAAAAGACCAAUGUACACUUCUCUUCACUCCCUGGACAAGGGGUGAUCUAUAAUGUCAUUGUGUGGGAUCCACUUUGGAAUACCUCUGCUGCAUAUGUGCCUGUUCAUACAUAUGCCUGUAGCCUCACUGACCUGGUGGAGAAUUGUUCCUCUCUUGGAAGACUCUCCACCAAAAUAUUCUUCACCAUUUUUGCUGUUCUUGGUCUCUUUAUUUGCUUCUUUGGGCACAGGUUCUGGAAAACAGAUUUGUUCUACAUGGGCUUCAUUGUCACAGGAUUCUUUUCCUUUAUAUUAUUUACUAGAAUAACCUCUGUUAGCUAUGAUGUUUGUCUGAUUUUGACAGCAGUAGCUGGACUUGUUGGAGGGCUUCUCUUGGUUGCUUCUUGGUGGAGAUUUGGCUUUGUCCUUUUCUGUAUGUUGAUUGUUGGACUUGUGCUGGGAUUCUUCUUCUCAUCAGUGAUCUUCUUCACUCCAUUAGGAGACUACAAGGUUUUCCAUGAUGAUGCUGUGUUUUGGGUGACCUUUUCUUGCAUAGCAUUGAUGGUGCCAGUAGUCUUUGUUGGCUGUCCAAGAAUUCUGAACAUAUUGGCCUGUGGCAUAGUUGGCUCUUACUCGGUGGUCUUGGCUAUUGCUUGUUACCUGUACACAAGCCUUGCUUACAUCACAUUGGACGUACUCAGGAGGAUUCUGAAUGACGACUUCAGGCAAGCUUACACUAAUGUGCCCUUCCAAACAAAUGAUUUAAUCAUCUUGGCAGUAUGGGGGAUGCUGGCAGUCUGUGGAAUAACAGUGCAGCUUCGCCGAGAGAGACGUGAGAUACCCUUCCCACCGCACCCUUAUCGUAUCUGGAAGCGAGAAAGGGAGCGUAGGAUUACUAACAUCCUGGAUCCUAGCCACCACAUCCCUCCUCUAAGAGAAAGGAUCCAUAACAAACUAUCGCAGAUCAAGGAGUUCUUCCGAAAAGAGCAGCCAGCUGGGGAAAGAACUCCAUUACUUCUCUAACUGACCAAAUGGUGCAUGUUAAAAGCUACUGAAAAGGGCUCUAAGCAUCUAAACUGAGAUGGCAAUGUCCAGGGUCUAUCUAGCAGUGCUGACUUGGUGUCCUUGUUACCUAACCCUGCUUAACAAAAGUAAGGUGUGCAUUGGUUAUGGAAGACAACCCUU